Messenger RNA from Lodderomyces beijingensis, 3603 nucleotides. NCBI's taxonomy places the organism in Eukaryota, Fungi, Ascomycota, Pichiomycetes, Serinales, Debaryomycetaceae. The record is from the annotation of a GenBank genome assembly.
AUGACUGCUGAAACAAGACAAAGCACUUGGAAAGACAGGAUCCACGAGCUUCUGCAUGUCACGGUUGACCCUUUCCUCCAGGAUCUAAACAAGUUUGGUUUCCAGGAUGAGUCCAAGAGAAGGUCGCUACUUACAGACUCCGAGGGGAAGGUGGACAAUAUCUUCAAAGCUGCUAUCAUGCAAGCUUUGGAACUGUCCAUCUUUCUUCCUCCUGCAUUGAGGAACAAGAGGAAAGCAGAGCCGCAAGGCGAAGACGACCAAGCGACGAAACGAGCGAAAACGGGAGGCACCCAAGAAGCGGAAAUCACACCAGUUGAUAAAGUCACGUCGUUGCGGUCACAACGCGAAACUAUAGAGGCUGAAAUGGAGAUGUUUCUCAAGACCGAUUUGGACCAGUUGGACGUGCUAUCGGUGCCCGAACACUAUCCUUUGAAACCACUUGCAGCUUCGUCGUUGACCGAGAUCUACUACCUAACGCAAACCUUGCCGUCGAACAAGCUAAUACCGGGAACUCACAAGGCUUUGAUGACGGAUAAUUACGAGUUGGCCUUGUUGGAAGGGAAAGUUGCCGUGAUAUACUCGCGCAUUGAAGAACUCAAACGGCAAGGAAAAUGGUCCUCGCGGCAGCCAAAGAUGUACUAUGAUCCCAUCGUGUACAAGAAUCAAGGAAGGAAAAAGACGUUUGCAUGGGACUACAUUUUACAGGAAGCACUGUGGAUGUCGGAAGAUUUUAGAGAAGGGUUGAAAUACAAGAAAAUGUGUGCCGUGAUUAUUGCUCAGGCUGUGCAAGACUAUUGGAGUUUGGGUAAAAGUGCCACUUGCGUUGCGCGGAAAGUGCCACCGGCAGAAGUUACCGACGACAUGGAAGUUGAUCAAGAAACAAGCGACACCGCGCACGCCCCACAAGAUGAAUCCGCGAAAGAAAAGACAGCAACAGCAGCAGCAGCAGCAGCAGCUACAGAUGUGCUUUUAACAGAUAUCCCGGAAAGCACCAACAAGGCAAGCCGUGAACCGGCGCUGAGAGAAAAGAUUAGGAACGGCGCGCGUGAUAUUACGAUUGCGCCUACGCAGUUGUUGAAUUACCCAGAAUCCCUGGCUAGAGUUGAAAGUGUUGCACACCUCGACCCCAAGGCGUCGAGUAUAUUCAGCAGCUUGGACAUGGCCGAUAUCUCAACCACCAACAUGCACAUUGACGACUUCAACACCCAUGCCAAGUCCAUCUUAAAGUCAUUGCCAACGUACAGAUUCAACUCCCAUUCCCCUGGCAAGUUUGAAGUGCAAGAGCCACCAAUAAUACCAAUUUCAAAGCUUCUACUCCCAUUCGAGAGCGACAAGGACUGGCAUAAAAUUGUCCUACGCAAAGUUGCAGAUUGGAAAAUCAACACCCAAUCAGCCAAACUACCCGAAUAUCAAAAGGGUCUUUUUGGAACCCAGUCGCAUCGGCGAUUCCAUUCACUUAAACCUCCCAAACCACCCUUGGUGAGCAACAUCGAGUUCAGAUCACCUACAGUCUGGGUCCCCGAGGACGACAAAAGACUCAUUCAUUAUGUUGCUGAGUUCUGCUUCAACUGGGAUUUGAUAGCCGUGCACAUGCUGGCGGUUUCAUUUGCUCCCGCGUUGAAGAAAUAUGAGGCAAACGUCGAGAGGCGGACUCCGUGGCAGUGCUUUGAAAGAUACAUCCAACUCAACCAGAAAUUCCAAUUCUCAGACAUGAAGGGAGUCUAUGCGUUCCAUGCACAGCAAUGGCUCGAGCAAGCCCACCGGGCGCAAUCCACCACCAUCAAAAGGCGCGUUUCUCCUCUAGGUGUAGCUAACGAUAGCAUCCAGCGAGGACACAGGAAACUCAGAUGGGCAUCCAUGUUUGACGCCAUGAGGAAAUGCAUGAAGAAGAGAGAGAUUGAAAUUGCCAAGGUCAACCAUCGCAAGUCCACCAACGAGUUUCAAGCGAAUCAGCAACAGCCCCAGCUGCACUCGAACCAAUUGGCAAAUGGAGACAAGAGAAGUAAUGUUGGGAAAGUGCCGACCCCGUUGGAAUUGUCGAAAUUAAAGUAUGAAAGAGACAAGAGCAUUCAAGAGGGAUCAAGACAGCGGAUGUUGGCUGCUGUGGCUCAACAACAACAACAGCAGCAGCAGCAGCAGCAACAACCACAACCACAUCAACAACGUCAACAACAACAACAUCAGCAACAUCCACAACAACAACAUCCACAGCAACAUCAGCAGCAACAGCAGCAACUUUCGAGAACUACUCUGGCUCAGCCUGUGCCACAGCAAAAUCUGCAGGCACAUCAUCCGCAGCAGCAACAUUUGCCACAACAGAAGCUACCCCAUGCGCAAGUGCAAGUGCAAAAUCGCGUGCAACAGCAGAUACGGCCGCCAGCACGGGUGGCGUCAGUUGGACCUGACGGGCAAAUGCCCCAACCUAUACCGAAUCCAAUUGCGAAUAACGGUAUGGGAAUCAAGGACGGUCUGCAUACUCCUAUGAAGGUUCCAAUGGGAAAAGAUGGUAAACCCUUGACGAAUGAGCAACUUCAGCAGUUGAUGCAGAUGGAAAAAGAGAGACGGCUCCUUCAUCAGCAACAACAACAGCAGCAGCAGCAACAUCAUCAACAGCAACUUCAACCGCAGAAUUCGCAGCUGCAGCCGCAACAGCAACAGCAACCGCAACAAGCUGUUGAUUACAAUCAGCAAGCCAACUUCCAAAACCCCGUGUACUCCCAGCAGCAGCAGCAGCAAAAUAAUUCACAACAGUUCCACACGGGUGCGAUGCAACAACAAACCAGACACAAUGCAAGCUCGCCCAACAUGGCGCAAUACCUGCCCACCAAAUCUAUUCAAUCAGCAUCGCCAUUUCUUCAACAAAACACGACACCGCUUUUACAGCAGCAGCUCCCACAUGCAAUGCCCCAACAUUCUAAUACUAUCCGCUCCCCUCAUCCGCACCAGCCACAACCGCAACCGGUGCACCACCAACAGCACAUGAUGCAGCAGCAGCAGCAGCCACAUCCGCAGCACUCCACACCGCCGCCAAAGCAGCAGCAGCUACAUCAACACCAGCUUCCGCACCAGCUAUCGCAUCAGAAUCAGCUCCAACAACAACAGCAACAUCAUCAACAGCAGCAACAUCAACAAGCACCUCCACCGCGAAGAAUGCAAUUCCAACCCGCUCAAAUCUCUGCUGUCAUUAACUCAAUACAGACGCAAAACCCGGGACUUUCGAAAGAGCAAGUGACGAAAUUAGCAGCGCAGUACCUUGCUGGGUUGCAACAGCAAGCUAGGAACAAACAAGCUGCCAGUUUACAAGCUCAACAGCAGCAGCAGCAACACAUGGUGCAACAUCAACCGCAACAGCACCAACCGCAACAACAUCACACCCAACAGCAUCAGCCACAGCGUCAACCGCAACAUCAACCACAACAAUCACAGCAACUAUACACUAGUUCUACAAAUAAUGUUGUUCCAAACACGAGUCCGCAAUUGACCCCACAACAGAUUCUUGAUGCUGCUGCUGCUGCUGCUGCUGCUGCCGCCGCGGCUGAUGGAGGUAAUAUCAGUGCUAGUGCCAGUCCCAACGUGAGCCAUGUAAAUCAUAGUCUUAAUUGA